AUGAGUGGAGCACAGGUAAGAAAGAGGUGAGAUCUUGUCACAUUGCCGAUACCAUUUUCAGUUUGGAACGAAUCCUGCGGUUACUGGGCGAAAGUUCAAGAUCUUUGAGCUCCACCGCGCGUGCACCCAGGGAAAGAUGCACUGCCUUCUGACGACCGACGAGAACUUCAUGCGGGAACUUGGCCGUGUCGGAUUUCAAGUACAAAGCAGGUUUUUCUGAAAAAUAAUUUGAAGACCCUCAUUCAGAUCGUCGCUUUCUCGGAGAACGGCACCUUCAAGUGCCCUGUCUGGGCAUCUUUGAAUCCACAAAACCGCAGAUGGUGCUCAAUCCCUGAGAAACCGACUCCGGUCAACGUGCUCCAACUUCAGUUGUCCAAUCCUCCACAGUACUUCUCAAAGAAAAUAGCUUCCACGGACUUGAAAGCGAGUUCCCUCGUCGCUCCCGGCAGCGUGCCAUUGGAAAUGUCAUUCCUUGGAGAGCUGCCUCACCUCCCUCCAGAAAUGGAUGCUAUUCGAAACACUUUCACCAGAAACCUGGUGGGAUUAUUCCAGAAUUUUAGAAAUUAUCGUUAACAUUCACUUAUAGAUGCGUCUUCUGUGGUCCGAUGAGCAGAUUUACGAGGGAAUGCUCAAAGAUGCUUUAGAAAAACAGACAUUGGCAUCGAGCGGACGGAAACGGUCGCAUGACGGAAACUUGGUAAGUUGAUGAUCAUCGUGAAGAAUUCUCAAAUACAGUUUCGAACUUUUUUCAGAUUGCCGGUCCCCAUCAACUUGAGGACUACGAGUCGGCGCGCGCGACUUCGACUAUUCCCCCUUCGAAAAAUUAA
Messenger RNA from Caenorhabditis sp. 36 PRJEB53466, 827 nucleotides. The record is from the annotation of a GenBank genome assembly. NCBI's taxonomy places the organism in Eukaryota, Metazoa, Nematoda, Chromadorea, Rhabditida, Rhabditidae.